Molecule: messenger RNA, 2063 nt
Organism: Pyricularia grisea
Lineage: Eukaryota; Fungi; Ascomycota; Sordariomycetes; Magnaporthales; Pyriculariaceae
Exons: 4
Coding region: 402-1667 (421 amino acids)
Biological process (GO): exocytosis; piecemeal microautophagy of the nucleus; endocytosis
Cellular component (GO): cytosol; membrane; intracellular membrane-bounded organelle
Molecular function (GO): oxysterol binding
Source: RefSeq, a predicted model, not a curated record
AGCUAGGUAAGGUAGGUAGGUAGGUAAGUAAGCAAGCAACCUGUGCAGAUCCAUCUCUGCCGUGGAUAAACUCCACCGCCUUGCCCGCUUUUGAGACCCAACAUCAGCCAAGACUGAAGUCCUUCCACAUCUCGCGACAACCGCAAGCCUAUUAUUCCUGCUGCCGCUCCCUCACCUGAAUACCGCCUUGGAUCAAGCCUCUCGUACCGAACCUAGACGAAAACCCUCACAAAGUUGAGACGAAUCGCAAUACUCUCAACGAAAAAUUAGACCAUAGUUGGUAUACGCGCAAUUGGAGAGAAAUAACAACAGAAAGAAAACAAGAAGAAGAAGAAAGAAAAAAAAACAGCGCAUUUUCACAAAUAAACACGUCAAUCAUAACCCCCCCAAGACUUGCAACCAUGGCGGAUUCGACACCCACCCAGAACCCCCAAGCCACCGGUAGUAGCUGGACCGCUUUCUUGAAGUCCAUCGCCUCUUUCAACGGAGACCUCUCCAGUCUGACCGCUCCGCCUUUUAUCCUGUCCGGCACCAGUCUGACCGAGUUCAGCUCGUACUGGUGUGAGCAUCCCUCACUCUUUGCCGCCCCCGCCAAGGAGUCGGACCCCGAGAAGCGCGCUCUCCUCGUGCUCAAAUGGUUCAUUUCCACCCUGAAGCAACAAUAUGCCAGCCGCAGCGAGCAGUACGGCAACGAAAAGAAGCCUCUGAACCCAUUCCUAGGGGAGCUGUUCCUAGGCAAAUGGGAGGAUGAGGCCGGUACUACGGAACUGAUCAGUGAACAAGUCAACCACCACCCGCCAGCAACGGCCUACAGCAUCACCAACGUGCCCACCGGCGUUCGUUUGGAGGGAUACAAUGCACAGAAGGCUACCUUUAGCAAGACCAUCAACGUCAAGCAGAUCGGACAUGCGGUUCUGACGGUUCCGGUUCCGGGCUCAACCCCAGAGGCCCCUAAGAAGGAGACCUUCUUGAUUACGCUUCCCUCGCUUCACAUUGAGGGUUUGAUUUUCGGCUCUCCUUUUGUAGAGCUCGACGGAGCAACGUACAUCACCUCGUCCUCAGGCUACACAUGCAAGAUCGACUACAGCGGCAAGGGCUGGCUGUCGGGCAAGAAGAACAGCGUCACGGCUGUCAUGUACCCGACAGGGAAGGAGAAGGAUGUCCUGUACAACGUUACUGGCCAGUGGACCACGACGUUCGAGAUCCAUUCGGGUCCUGCCAAGCAAAACAAGUCCUCAAAAGUGGUCGACACUUACACAGCCUCGGAGCACCCGACCAGCAAGUUGAUAGUCGCACCUAUCGAGCAGCAGCACCCUCUUGAGUCACGCAGGGCGUGGGCUAAGGUUGCGGCGGCGAUUGCAAGGACAGAUCUUGAGGCUGUGCACAUUGAGAAGAGUAAGAUCGAGCAGGCGCAGCGUGACCUGCGCGCUAAGGAGAAGGCCGAGGGUCGUAUGUGGCAGCGACGUUAUUUUUCGAUCCGGACGGACGCGCCGGAUGAGGUGUUGACUUCGCUGGGUCCCGUCGUUGGGCUGGCCACGCACGGUGACUCGGAUAGGACAGGCGGCCUUUGGAGGUUCGACGAGGCUAAGGCAGAGAAGGCCAAGAACGAACCCAAAUUGACUCCGGAGCAGGAGGCCAAGCUUGCAAAAGAGUGCCUUGGACAGUGAUGAUUUGAUGGUUUGAGGUUGGUCAUGGAGUAAAUGGGUAGCAAUGAGGUUUCUCUAUAUUUCUUUGCUUUCUUGGCAUACAUCCUAAGGUAGAUAUGUGGUUCGUAAUUGAUUAAAAAAACGUAUGGAAUGACGUUUCUGGGGGAGUGGUUUUCCACCUGAUUGGUGCAGGCCGUUGUGAGAACCUUUGGCGCUAGGCAAUUCCAGAAUCAUCGCAUACAUGGUAGUCGUGCAGACGGUAUUUUGGAAGAUUGAGCGCCUCUAUAGAGUUCGAUCAUUUUGGGUACAGCAAAGGGAUUAGACUUAUUGCACUGUGUUGACAGCUUCAUCAGGACAUGACUUACAGUUUUCCUAAGAGACAGGACUGUUUCUGCACUGUGGUGGACUGUUGACAGG